This is a messenger RNA of Porites lobata, 22113 nucleotides long. NCBI's taxonomy places the organism in Eukaryota, Metazoa, Cnidaria, Anthozoa, Scleractinia, Poritidae. The record is from the annotation of a GenBank genome assembly.
AUCUGGGAAUGUUGGAACCGAAAGUACUUCGUUUUGCAGGACUGUACAUGUGACGGGAAUUUCUCCCUUUCAACUAAAGACUUCCAACGCUUUUUUGGCUCGAAUGUCCUUUCGACGCAACUUAAUGGUGUUGAAGACACAACGGACUAGCCCCUUGUAGCCAGGUGGAGCGUAUCGCCUUGGGUGGCCGUGACGUGUGCGUGACGUGUCCGCAUAUCCGCGGCGCCGGAGAAGGUCUGAAGGAGAUAAUUUCUAUACACAUCAUUCAAUUAUUUCAAACUUCUGAACAGCUAUAUUUAAGCUUCUUAUUAUCUUGUAGUGUUUUUCUGGAAUGCAACUUCCAAUGGAGACCACUGUCGUCUGCAUGUGUUGGUAGUGACAGAUAAGAUUGUCCGCCAAACCUUUGUUGUAGUUAGUACAAUCUGUAGCGCUUGGAUUCUUUCCUCUACGUCGCAAUGACGAUGAAUACAAUACGUAUUCGUUCAAAGCCAGUGCUCAUCAUUCUUGGAAUCUCAGCCUUCAUUAUUUUAUGGACGGCUUUUCGUGCGUUUCGUGGUUUACCUAUGGAACAACGAGUGUUACGGACAGAGAAACAACAAUUCUUACUCGAGGGAGAACCGUUUCGAAUACUGAGCGGCGCGAUUCAUUACUUCCGAGUGGUACCUGAGUAUUGGAAAGAUCGUCUGUUAAAGCUUAAAGCCAUGGGAUUAAACACAGUAGAGACGUAAGUACCGUUAACUAAUCCUUAUGUAUAAGCUUGAUUAUUGAUUCUUUUAAUUAAUGGCCCAGUCAAUUCCAAGUGUGCCUAUUCCCCCCCGCCCGGGAACGAAGUAUCUUUUCCUUUAAACUCUUCAAACGAUACAUUGAUUGGUUUUCUUCCAUGUGGGAGCUGAUCACAAUGAUGGGAAGCAGUGUCUUAAUGGAUGCAAGUAGGUAUAUUUUAUAGUGAAAUGUUGGAAAAGGAACGACCUUAAGGUGAUUCCCUAGUAAAAGAACCUAACAUAGAUUGUAGAUGAAACUUGGUACACUGAUGUAACAAGUCAAGAAGAUGAUAAAAAAGUAAUAAAAAGUGGGGGUCACCGUGCUCGUUUUGACGUCACAAUGCUGACAAAUACGGCUAUUUUGGACCCUUUGACAAACCCGCGCGCAGCCUAAAACUAGGCAAAAAGGAAAGAUUUUUUCAAUGAUGCAUGUGGUAUCGCACAGAAUUUGACUUUAAUGUAUUGUUUAUCCCCUUACGUACCAUAAAAAUGCCUUUUAAUGCCCUUGUUUUUACUGUACGCUCCAAAGUAGGAUUAAAUUGGACACGCGCUAUUCGACACAUGUAGCUCAAUCCGUACAAUUUAGUAAAAUUGCCAAAAAACUGAACAUAGAUUUGUGCCAAUUUUUUUCUCACCAAAAGGAAGAACUGUCUUUAUUAAAAUCAUGAAAUAAAAAAUGGGGGUCACCGUGCUCGUUUUUGCGGUAGAGCUGCAGAAAGUGCGGACCAAAUGCAUUUUCCUUGAUUUUUGAGAGAGGACUGGGGUGAGUUUCAAAAUAGAAUGUAUGUGAAAGGGGGAAGGAAGUAUUAAAAAAUCUGUUUUUUACAGAAUUUACAUCGAGAUAUCACAUUUAGUACACAAUGUGAUAAAGAAAGCGUUUAAAUGAAAAUCAAAGUGAAUAAGCACAAAGUAAACAUCCACUAUCGAGGUUCUCCGUGAGGAAGUCGAACUCAGCAACACGCGUACUGCUUACGUUAUGCACAUUCCCACCACAUUGAGUCUCACCUCGGCAAGAAACAACCACAAGCGUUUCUCUUCAGUCAACUUCAUUUCAAUAAUGUUACUUCACAUGCUCUUUUUUACGGCGGCCAUCUUGUUAUGCGCAGUAAGAGAUGCGCAAUGCAAAACCAGGGAAUCACCUUAACUGCUUCUAGCAAAAUUGGCAAAUGCCCCACCUGCGGGCAGAGGCGACUAAUGCGCAUGGCAGGUGGGGGGAGGGUAUGGGCAUGCUUGGAAUUAACUGAACCACAGUAUUUGAGCCUAACCUUGUUGACGUACUAGUAAUAAGUUACACUUACCAAGCUGGUGGGGAUUUGUCAGAAAACCUCUGCCCGCAGGUGGGGCAUUUGUCAAUUUUUCUAGAAGCAGUUGAUAUCGUUCCUUUUUCAACAUUUCACUAUAAACUAUACCUGGUGGCAUCCACUUCCCAAAAAAUUAAUGGCUGCUAUGAAAGGCACAACUCACGAUGGAAAAAUUGACCAUUUCACAUUGCAUGAGAAAAAUGAAGGGCCAAGAAAAUACCCUUUAAAAUAGUUAGAAAGUGUAACUUAUUAUUAGUACGUCAACAAGGUUAGCCAUAAUAUUUGAGCCUAAUGUUGUUGACGUAGUAAUAAUAAGGUACACUUACUAACUGUUUUAGAGAGUAGUAAAGGGUAUUUUCUCAGUCCCUCAUUUUUCUUGUGAAAUGUGGAAUGGAUAUUUUUUUUUUCAUUGUGAGUUGUGGUUUUCAUAGCAUCCAUUAAUUUUUUGGAAACUGGAUUCUCAUUAUGUCAAUUGUUUUUUUUGUGAAUUGUGAAAGAGCAGCAUUAUGAUCAAGAUCCCUCCUUUACCACCUCUGUAUAAAAGAAUCUUGUACACCCAUGGCGAAUGAACUCUCUGUUUGUGACCGAUUUUCCCAAUAAAAUUGUCAUUAGUACCUCAUGGAAAUUUCCUUGGAUACAUAAAAUAGAAGAAAAGAAUUUUCCAUGACAGUUUCCGAGGUAAGCUCUAUCAGGUUUGAUAAGAAAACAAAGUCGUUCAACCAAUCACGAGAAAGAGACCAUACCAAACAGAAGGAUGUUCAUCUUGGCAUCAAAUCCUGUAUAAAACUGGACUUGACAUUUGAAAAAACUACACGAUUUUUUCAUUUUAAGUUAGUUGAAUUUAAAAGCACCUUGAGACUUGAAUUCUUUCCUUAAAAUGUCAGUAGAACCAUUCUCCUAGACCUUAACUUUGACUUCUGAGCUACAAUGUACCUUUCCUUAAGCAUGAGUGAGGGCAACAUUCACAUGUAGUCUCAAAAUAAAGUGCCAAGUCACUUUAAAAACCUACAAUAGAUUGACUCUCAAUUUUCUUUGUCUUCUAGCUUAGGCUAGGAUAUACAGUGGAACCUCUCCUAGCCCUAACCCUAACACCUUUAUUCAUGGAACACAAAAUUUGGUCCCAGAAAAAAGGUCACAUAAUAUUUGUAUUUGUUACCUCUAUUGAAGGGAAUUUAAACCAUUAUUCUGGGGAAAGGAACUGUUGUCUGGAUCCUGAAACCCAGAUUUAAUGUUUAAUGAUUAUGGCAAACCUUUUCAAUCAAAAAGUGACUGACCACAAAAAAUGUUAAUAUAAAGUUCAAACGUUCACUAGUCAUAAUGGUGACAGCUUUCAGAAAAUGAACUACCUCACUUAAAGUUGGUGUACUUCAACAUACAGCAUCACAGAGAUAAUUAAGUUGAUCGUGAUUUUUUUAUACAUUAUCUACCUGCUUGAAGCUAAGUAAUGUUUGCAGCAGAUUCUGAGGCAGGAUCAAAGAAAAAUAUUUUAUUUGUUGGUUAAUUAUUAACAAACUGCAACCAAACUUCCAUUCAGAGGACACUUGCCUUGUCCCAAGGUUGAAUGUCCCCUGAAAAGAGAUUCCGCUAUAUUCAAAAAAGUCAAAAAACCAUUGUGCAUUGAAUUUGAGAAGUUCUUUCCCACUUUUGCAUUUAAAUCAGCGGCCUUCCAGCGUAGACAAAAGUGGGUGAUACUUUAGACACUGAAUCAUUUGGGUGUGUUUCAAAGACCUUUCUUGACAUUUUGGGAUCAAGGAAUACUUCUGGAGAUGGAUUAAAGGUGGGUAGAACUAGUUGCAGCUUGAGGUGUUUUUGUAUGGUAACUGCAUUAUUGUUUUUGUUUCUUUAACAGUUACGUUCCUUGGAAUUUGCAUGAAGAAAUUAAAGGACAGUUCAACUUUGAAGGGAUUUUGGAUAUAGUGUAAGGGCAUUUUAUAUGAUAAAAUGAGAUUGUUUUCAAGAAUAUGUAAAUAAUAUAAGAGUGAGAUGAAUUUCAAUUGCUUAAGUAUAGCACAGCACACAAAUGUUGUCAAAGUGACAAAUUUGCAAAAAACAAAAGUCAGACAAACUUAACAUCUUAAGUACAGUGGAACUUUGAUAUAACAAACUAUGUAGCGAAUUCCCCAGAAAUUUUAUUGAAUAUGAAUGACUCUGGCACUCCGAGUGAAGUGCAUUAAAAUUGACAAGUUCUCAGCAAAACGCAAGUAGGACAAGUCCAAGAAUUUUAGGAGUCAUCUUCUUCAACCUUCUUAUUACUCUUCCAUUCGAUCGAUCUUCGGGGAACUUGUCAAAGGUAUAUUAUUUUCUCUGAAUAAUAAAAUUUACUUUUUCAGGUUUAUAAAAUCGCAGCUUUUGCUCAUUCAUAAAGUACAAACAGAAUUGUGAAUGAGGGCACAACAAUUCUGCCCGGGUUAGUUGGCAAGAUCAUAAAACCACCCACAAUGCACUCCCAGAACAAAUCAGAUUGCAGGAUUUAGACAAUAUUCUACAUACACUCACAAACUUAGAAAAAAAAUCAUAAAAACUAUUUGAAACAACAUUUAUAGGGCAGAGUUUUCUCAUAAAUAUAAACGUCUUUCUUGUUUUUUUAUUACUGUGUAGCCAUUUUAUUAAACUGGCUCAGUCAGUUGGGUUAUAUGUGAUUGUGCGUCCUGGACCAUACAUCUGUGCUGAGUGGGAGCUUGGAGGAUUACCAAGGUAUUAAGCUAUUAAUGAUCAAUAUUGACAGUUAUUAUUCAUCCAAAAUAUUUCUCCAUUUUAUGAUUGGCUAAAAUCCUAUCGAUAAUUCAUCAUAACAAGCUAUUGUUGACCAAAUUUGGAAGAAUUUGCAUGAUAUGUGAAAACUGAUGUCAGUUGUGCAGCAAAUUGCCAGAUUAUUGAACGGUUAAUCAAGAAGACCUAGGGACGAGGUUGAGUUGUUUUCAUUGGUAGUGAGUAAAAAAAUGGCAGAACAUUUCACCCGUUUCACGAGGAAUAAAUAGGCAAACUGUGUGCUAAAAACAUAGCAAGAACGACAAGAAGACAAUUUGACAGGUGACAUCUGCUAUUUGGAGAAUAUUGUUUGCAGAGCUGAACAACCCUUUAUCUCCUAAACUUGCUGAUUAACAUGUGCUAUCGAAGAUGAACUUAACAUCAAUGGAGGUAAUCAUGUUUUAACUUGUUUCUUAAACUAGGAAUUAUUUUGAAUGUAUAAUAAAACAAUUGAUUGAAUGAGGCCAAGUAUCAUCUGAAGAAUUAUGGAGAUCGAGGUGGGUGUUAUCCGUUGAGGCUGUAGGCUGAGGAGCAUAACACCCUCCGAGACCUUUAUAAUUCUUCAGAUAAUACUCAGCCUCAUUCAAUAAUUGUUAAUUAUUAUUCAUUCAAAAUAUUUCCCCGAUUCUGAUUGGCUAAAAGCAUACAUUUAAUUCACCAUAACCAGUUACUGAUGACCAAAUUUGGAAGAAUUUUGUGUUUAACAAGGAAAUGAUGUCAAAAAUGCAGCCUUCUACAGGUUAAUGAACUGUUAACAGAGAAGACCUGGGGAUGAGGUUGAGUUGUUUUGGUUGUUAAAACAAAAAUGACUGACACUUGACUCGUUUCAAGAGUAAGAUCAGAACUACAGCUGGAACUAGGCGAAGUAAUAGUUAAAAACAUAGCAAAAACUGCAAGAAGACAACUCGGAGGGCGACAUCUGCUAUUUGGAGAAUACUUGCGGGGCUGGACAAACCUAAACGUACGCUAUCGAAGAUGAACUGAACAUCGAUAGAUCGAUGGAGGUAAGCAUGUUUUAACUAUGUUUUUAAACUAGGAAUUAUUUAGAAUGAAUAAUAAAACAAUUAUUGAAUUCGGCUUUCGUAUCAUAUGAAGAAUCAUGGAGAUCUCGGAGGGUGUUAUCCGCCUCAGCCUACGGCCUCGACGGAUAACACCCUCCUCGAUCUCCAUAAUUCUUCAUAAGAUACUCAACCUCAUUCAUUAAUUUUUAAUUAUUAGUAGCCAAUCAAUUAGUAAUCAAUUGUCACAUUGCCUAAAGAUUGUAAUCGAUGAUCGAUUAUAAUCAAUGAUUGACACAACACUAGGCAUAGUGACUCACAGUCAGGGAAAAAUAAACUUUCAGAAACUUUUACAAAAAGUUGGUCAAAGAGUGUAUUUGUCAUUUUCUUUUUUGCCCCAGCCUUUUUUAACACAUCACUGACUGUUUUUCUGUCCCAACAACCUCUUUUUUUCUUUACAGUUGGUUGCUCCGUGAUUCAAAAAUGAAAUUGAGGACUUCGUAUCCUCCUUAUAUUCAUGCAGUGGAUAAAUAUUUUCAGAAACUACUUCAGAGACUUGUCCCGUUACAGGUAAUGUAGAAAAUACUUGGGAUAAUAAAAUAAUUGAAGUAAAACAAGGGAAAGGGUCUGUAACAUAUUGAUGGUGAGAACCGUAGUAAGUGUGUUAAGAAGAAGACAUAUUGGUGGCAUGAGGUUCAUAGAUAGAAUUCUUCAAAGGACAUGGAUGUGUUUCAAACUUGAAAAUAUUUAAGCAGUAGAAAAUGUUUUCUGUGUUUACAUUGCCUAAUAUAAACAUGAGUUAUGCAAACCCUAGACGAAGUCAAGGGUUUGCAUAACUUGAGAAUUCUCCUAGACUUGAUCGAGUGAUCGGGCCAUGUAGCACAGGAAAAAAGUUUUCUAUUGCUUUUAUAAAUUAACUUUUCAGUGAAAAAAUGCAAAAUUCUUUAUUAUGGCACUGAAUGAAAGAGAAAUUCUCACCUGUCACGAAGUCUUGCUAAAAAGAGGCUUUCCAAAAUACAGAUUUUUCUCGCUUAAAAUGUCGGCUUUAGCCAAAAAAAAAAAUUGACACAGCAUAUUGUUUUGUAAAGAUUUUCCAGGUUUCAGCUGAUGAGGGAAUGGGUAAAUAAGGAAAACUUGUCAAAUAUCAACUCAAAAUUUUUUCAAAUUUGUGCUUGCAUGAUUAGCACACCAAAAAGCGAAACCAUGUUUACAUACUCUCAUGCCAACACGACUCUUGGUCCGUCAGAGCGCGUGUACUAUGUUGGUUAUAGCCAUUGUUGAGGAAGUGCAGGUGUUCAUGUGAGCUUACCUUGGAGAUGUGACUGAUGAAGAGGAAAGUACUCUCAAGUUUCUUGAAAAGGUGAAAAUUGCCAAAUGCAAGAAGGCAGGCACAGAGCCUUACUGCAGAAAAAUAUCUUUGUCAUGAUUGCAAGAUUAGAAUGCAUUCUCCUUCGUCAAAUGUAAUAUAUUGAAACCUUAAGCUUACUCCACAUUACACAGAUAUGAGCUUCUGUCAGUAACUUCCCAACUUUCUUCACUUUUUUUGUCCAAAAGAAACCAGUGUUACCAGGGUCCUCUUUUAAGCACUUCAUGCUGAACCUCCAUUAAGCAGCCACCCUCACGGUAAUGGCAAGUGGCGACUUCAUAGGUGGUUCAUUACUGUAUUAGAAAUGGUCCUGUGAACUCCUGCUUCUUUGCUGUAUUUGAGUUAAUUACUGAGGUAAUUUGUCUCAUCUUUUCAGUUUUCCCAUGGUGGCCCUGUCAUUGCCUUUCAAGUGGAAAAUGAGUAUGGAAACUUUGGUGCAGACGAAAUUGACGUCAAAUACAUGAUACAUCUUAAAACAGUAAGAAAAUCAUUUUAUGAUCAAGAGAGUAAACUGUCAACCCUCUGACCAGAUAUUUUUUUGUGGGGGAGGGCGGGGGGGAGGAGCAACGGCCAAAGGGGAAAAAAGGAAUGCUUUACAAUUUCACUAAAUUCAAGUCACCUGCUGCCCCCACAGUACUUUAACCUGUCAACAUGUUAUGGUGCAUCAAGCUACUGGAAAUUCAGCCAGCUUGCAGAAAGGAGGGACAGUGUAAUUUUUAAUUUCAGUUAAAGGAGCUGUGUCACCAAAUUCAGCCAAAUUAGGAAAUUACAAAAUGCCCGUUAAAUUAAGAGAAACAUAAAAAUAACCGCUGAAAAUGUUAAAGGAAGGUUAAAGUGACAUAACAGAAACAACAGAUGCCACGGAUGGGCAAAACUUAAGAAGAUUGUAACGGAUUGAAAUUAGGAUUUUUGAAAACUGUUCAGUCUAACAGUUUUUCAAAGUUGAUCCCUGCUGCUCGCAACUUCAAAAAUAGUGCUUAGGAGACAUAUUUGUUUGUGUCAUUUGUUUGUGUCAGAUCUCUGAUUUUGUCAUUUGCAUGUAAUUUCUUUGCUUACUUUAAGUUCCAUAGCAAUUGAGGGCAAGUAAUUGGCAAAAUUAAACAAAAUGAACUGGACUGCUGUGACACAGCCCCUUUAAAAGCCUUGCUAUUCUUAUGAGUCUUACUUAACCUUUGCUUACACCAAUAAUAAACAAAGAACUCAGGACAAAAUUGGUGAAACAUCAGAAACCUUUAUCAUUCAUUUUUAUUAAUGGCAUUAAUCAUUACAACGAUCAAACGUGAUUCAUGACAAAUAAAUACCCAGCAACAAAGACACUGUGAAAUGCUGCUGUUAGUAACCAAAGAUUGCCAAUAGCUAAUAUGACUUCUUUCAAGUAAGCAACCCUUCGUAUGCAUUCCUUUCGCCUCUCCUUCAAGGUUUUGUGCAUAAAAUCUAGCAGAAACGAAGUUAAACCAGCAGAAAUUCACUGUCCAAAUCUUCCUCUAUUAAGCCGCCGCUAUUAAAUACCUUUGUGUAUUGAAAUUUGCUCCAGAAGUUUAACACAAUGUGGUCGAUCAAGUAUCAGAACAGUGCUCAAAGACUCUUUUGUUCUAAUGACCAAUCAAACAAAGUCCGAUUCUGGACUGUGGGCAGAUGAAUGGUUGUGCAAAUGUAUGAGCCAUCCUUUUCCUUGCCCUUGCCUCCCAAAGAAGAUCAAAGGAUUUCCUUUUAUUUUUUUGCGUGUUAGCAAUUAAACUGUGAGGUAUGAAAUGUUCGUGUCAAAUCAAUUAAGAGACAUCAGUGUCUAUCGUAUAUUUGUACUGUUCUUUCAGAUAAUGAUUGAGAAUGGCAUUACUGAACUCUUGUUUACAUCAGAUGGCAUCCGCCAUAUGGAGGCAGAUUACUUCCCCGAGUUGCCAGGAGGUAACGUUCUAUUUCUUUAGAUUCUCCUAAGUAGGAAGUAAACAGCGUAGACCAGUAUCUUUUACAGCCAAAUGCAAAAAUUCCACGAACUACGUAACUGUACCUUAAAGAAAUGACCAGAAAUAAACUGAGUGACUUUGCCUAUUUUCCCCAUGGAAAACACAGACAAUUUGGCGAGUGAUCUUCUUACGAAGCCAAACAAUAGCUGAUGUGGGCUCUGUGCAUCUGUUCAUCUAGGAAUGUGCUAUGUACUUCACCAAUCUGUAGAAUGUUUUCUUGAUCUCAAUUAUGUCUUCAAUAGAAGAACACUGAAAUUUAGUUUCAAGAUGAAGUACUUUAGGAUACUUUUAGUGUACUUUUGUGUUGAAAAGAUAUCAAGGUGACUGCCUCCUAAUAUACGUGAAGUAUUUUUGAAGUAUCCUUAAUUUCUGUAAGCGUAAUAUAGGUUACCAAACUCUCUAUUACUCAAGAAGCACAUCAACUUAACUUAAGUUAAUCAUUCACAAAAUGUAACGGAGUUGUAGAUCUUGAAGUUAAGAAAAAUUUAGCAGUCAAGGAAUAACUGCUCACCAAUUUGAGUGAAGUACAAAUAACCACCUAAAACUGUAAAGAACAUUAAAAUACCACCAACAGUAAAUAAUAUAAAACAGUGAUGAUAACUCAAACUGAAUAAAAUUAAAUGGAUUUCUAUUUAUAUGUAACUGGGGUUUCUGAAGCUGGCAGCCCAAUACGUUUUGUAGCUCUAAAUACUUGGGAUACAAAUUAUUUUGUUUCUCAGUUAUGAAGCCAUUAUAUGAAUUUGACUAUCAUAACGCACAUCAAGUUUCUUAAGAGUACACGUAUUUGGUAAAACCUAGAAAAUUAACUGAACUUCCUUGACACAGUUCCCUAUCUUAAAUGAUUGCAUGUUCUUACUCACAAAAAAAGUUACAGAAAGUGUCAAAACAACUUUCAAGUUGUAAUGUCCUCAUUUUAUGUCAUGGAUACAUCAUUGUCUGUAGCACUUUGAUCCUUCUGCCGAGGAUUCCUGUAAAGUGCCCCCAUUUCUGUUUGAUUUCAGUAUUAAAGACAGCAAACUUUCAGAGGAAUGAGACGUAUUAUCUAAACAGGCUGAAAGAGCUACAGGUAACUCCUCAGUAUCUAAUGCUUCAAAAGAAUCAUCUCUUCAAAGGUUUAAAUUUGUGAUGACUGUGGUCUGAACAAAUAGAAGUGGUAAAUGCGAUUUUCAAGGUAGUUCUUAAAGAUUUGAUGUGGAAGGUAUUGUGCUGUUACAUUGGUUGGGAAUAGGAGUGAAAUAUCAAUAUUUGGUUUUUACAACAUAGUUAUUAACCCUUGGUAUCUUUAAUCUCCCACUUAUCUAAACCAAACGUGAGUUGAGCCUUGCUUGGUUAAAUACUGUAAAUAAAGGCUAACGAUAGUUUGAACAAGUUUGCUUUUUGAAAAAUUUGUAUUCCACGGUAACUUAAAUACCGGUAGGCUGCUAUUAAGGGUAGAGAUUGAAAACUUCUUCCGCUUCUAGCCCAUUUCCUUGACUUCAGAAACGCAGGUGCUGAAAACGUCUUAUUAUUUUGAUGUGUUCAAUGACCAAUAUAACCGAUACAACAAAACACUUCAAUUUGUGAGUCGCGAGUUAAUGAGCGCUUUCCAUUCAACAAAAAUUCCGGUUUGAAAUUUUGGAAAUUCCACUUGCCCAAUGGAACGGUACAUUCCGGUGGCGCAGACCUGACCCAAGCCACCGCGCCUUUGUUUAUUGUAUUGGUAAGCAGGAUACAGGAGAGCGGUACUAACAGGACAACAAUUGUCAAAUGGAAAGGAACAUUUCAGUCUGACCGACUAAAAUGGCCAGAUCAGUCAGAGAGGACCAGUCGGACCAAACCUAAACUGUGGUCUGUUCCAUUUGAUUUCUAACCAAGAAUUGCUAAAUUUUGGGCUGAAUGGAAAGCCCCAAUGUUUCAUCACCUUUUUUAAAACAGUAGCGUGAUAGGAAAUUAAAUAAUUGACAAGUUACCGUGUUGUUGCUGUUCUAUUUAUUUAUUUUAAUUCUCGCGUCCGCGGAGCGAGUGUAUAAUUAGUUCACGAUCGCGCGUGGAUCAUAGCGGCCUGCAAACUCAGUUUAAUAGCCGAAUUAUAUUUGUACAUAUCCAGUGGUUUGUGUAAUGACGUCAUCGUCAUCAUUAUUUAAAUAUAAUAACCAUAAUUAUAAUCUUCUGCCUAGUAGCUUUCGUAACCUCUUUUUAAGUAUUAAUCAGGUUCACCAUUAUGAAACUCGACUAGCCUUUCAGUACUGACCUCAUUUUUGUAGAACUAAUAUUAAGCAGUUCAGUAUCCUCUAUCGAGGGCCAACAAUCUGGAAUUUCGUUGUCAAUUUUACUAACCAGCUUUUCUUCCAUAUUCUUUUUUUGAAAAAAUCUGAAAAAUUAUCUCAUUUAUAGUCAUUCUGUCGCUUAAGUUUUGUUUUCUGUACACUCUGCACUCAAGUAGGUUUAUAUUAAUAGGUAAGCCUAUUAAUAUAAGCUCCCAUCUUCUUUAGGCUUCCUUGUCACAUUAACUUAUAUUUUAAUUAACACCUUUUGUAACGUUUUAUUGUUAUUUUGUGUGAGUGACAAAACAAAUAAAUAAAUAAAUAAAUAAAUAGUUUUACCUACAUAAUUGUCCAGUGGCAGCGUGGCGCCAUUGUCUUAAAGCUGAUUUCAUGUGCAAAGUGCGGGUGCAUUGUAGGUCCCAAUCCCGGUAAAGCAACCUUUUUUUCUUAGUUGUACUUUUUUUAGUCUGUUUAGUUUUUGAUUUUUUGAUCGUAUUUUUCCCCUUUGUCUUGUUUCCCUUUGUUCAUAUUGCUGAUCCUUUACAGCUGCGCGAGGUUUUUGCGAUAAGGUAUAUUGUAUUUCUAGUUAAUUAGUUGAUUUUUUGCAGCCUGAUAAACCACUGAUGGUAACUGAAUUUUGGCCAGGCUGGUUUGAUCACUGGGGAGAACAGCAUCACGAGAUGGAGGUGGAAAAAGUUGUUGAACGAGUCUCAAACAUACUGAAGCUUGGAGCCUCUAUCAACUUCUACAUGUUUCAUGGUACAGUGUGUGUUUUUAUUCAGUAGACCCUCAGAGUAGUCACGUGGCUUGAAAGUCGGCUGUGUCACAGGGUUUUUUGUUUUUUUAAAUAAAGUUCAGUUUUUAGUUAUUUAAAGAUAUACACGGUAGCACAGAGCAAGAGCAUAAGGCAAUAAAGUCUGUUGUUUAUUUGAAUGUUGGGAUGUUUUUGGUAUGAUGAUGAUAAUGAUGAUGAUGAUGAUGAUGAUGAUGAUGAUAAAUAUGAUGGUGAUGUUGACGGAUGAUGAUGAUAACGAGAUGAUGUUGAUAACGAUGACACGGUGAUAUCAGGGCUUCAAAGAAACUUGAAUUACAGCUUUUCCUUUUCACAAGCCGCUUUUAUAUUUUGCUUGCUGAGGGCAAACAAGGCUAGAAGAUGACUUGCCCAUUGAGCAAGUAAGCUUAAUAUUGUUACUUUCCUAGCUGGAAAAACUGCUUGUUCCGUUUAAUAGAGUGUACGGUACUUUUUCGAGGCCCAGUAGUAGUGAUGGUGAUAGAGGAGAUGUUGAUGGUGAUGGUGAUGGUGUUGAUGAUGAUGUCGUAGAGCAGAAUGCUGUUCCUGAUUCCCUAACUUUAAAUUAAGGAAGGAAACAAACCUGAAUUUAUCCAAUUGGUUUUGUUGGGCAGCGUGGAUCUUUUCUUUGGCAACAUUAAGCCUUGGUAGCAACCUCCAAAGCACCAUUCAGUUUUAUAUUUUAAUUUAUCCCCUUUGACUUAUCUACCAUAGUACAGCCCUGACCAAAUACGAGAGCUGAGGGUUCGCUGGAGAGUUUUUUGGGCUUUAGUUUAACAGUGCUAACUAGCCAUAAAUAUAAAGACUGAAAGGAAGCAAGGGUAAUUAUUAUAUAGCUGAAAGUUUUCCCAGCAGGGCGUGCUCUCAUUGGUUACUUCGAGGUCACGUGACAUCUAAUAAUGAAACUUUUUCCCGCCAAAAUCUCUGAGCGGGCAACAUCGCAAAAUCUAUGACGUCAGAGGGUAAUGUUCAGUCCACUGUUACCCACGAACGUUGACCGACGACCGCCGUCACAGCGACUGCGAGGUUUAAUGAAUUUCUUGCUUCAAAAUUUCCAGCUUUAUAACAAAUUACUUAUAGACACUGGUCCCUCGGGAAACAGUUAAUUUUGUUUCCCUCGAACUCAACGUUUGCCGAGGCGGAGCCGAGGAAAACAUUAAGAUUCUCGGGAAACAAAAUUAACUGUUUCACUCAGGACCAGUCAUUAAGUGUUGAAUGUUAAAUUUGAAUACUAAUUCACUGUUUUCCAGGGGGAACAAAUUUUGGUUUCAUGAAUGGUGCAAAUGCCAUAAAAGGUGAAUUCAAAUACCAACCAACAGUCACCUCAUAUGGUAAGUCGUCUAACAAUUCAACCCAUUCCUUAAUUAUUAAGUAUAUUAUUAAUUUUGUCACACGAUCUGCCGCCCAGUGAGAGUCUGUCCUCAAGAAGAGUCUCGCAAUGUUUCUAGUCUCUCAGCUCUCUCCCCCCAACCCCUCCCCCCUCCUUCGCCUAAAGUAGCCUGGGACCAGGCUCCUUAGUGGGGGGCAGGCAAAAACGGGGUGAAACAGCAAAAAUCGGCGAGCGAAGCGAUCAGGCCCUCUACAAACUAAUGCGUAUCCGAAAACCUUUAUUCUUGUGUUAACAAAAACGCACCGCAUAUCUGGCGGUACGUUUUCGUUGUCAGGCUAUUUCCCCAAAUGUGUUUUGCUUAGUUUGCAUGCAUGAAUGGCGCCAGCGCGCUUUUAUAUGUUCCUACAAUAAAUUUAGCUUUUAGAGAAGAUGUUAAUAACGAAGUUGAAGAAGGUUUAUCCACUGAUUGCAGGUAAAACGUCGGGAAAAUUGACAAAAUUCGAAUUGUUAAUGAGGUUGAACGGUCUCUGAGAAAUUUGUCUGGGAAUCAUUUCAAAGCAAGAGUGACAAUCUACUUGUCAUUGUUUGUUUGUUUGUUUUUCUCCAACGUUUUUGCUCGUGUGUGUAUAACUGAAGCCGGACACUGAUGUUUAGGUAGACACGACGUCAGCAAACUCGGAAACUUUUGUUUUUCCCAUCCACGCAAAAAAGAAACAUUUGGAAUAUAUUAAUGUUUUAGACAGGAUAUCAGUUAACACCACUAAAUGAACCAGGGUGGUUUGAAGUUAUCUUUCAUUUUAUGUCACUAUCCUAUAUCAUUUUCUGGCUUUCUGUGUUUGCCUCAUUAUUCUAGAUUAUGAUGCUCCUCUGUCGGAAGCUGGCGAUAUGACUGUGAAGUUUAAAGCGCUGAAAGAAGUCUUGAAAAAGUAUAAUGUAGAGGCCCUUUCUCCAAGUAAGAUGAAACAGCAGACUGAAAAAUUUUAAUUCCCCAUUCCAGAAGUUAUAAAAGGGAAUGGAAUACACGCUUUUGGGGCAGCGAGUUCUGGGAUCGUUUGGGCGGACAGCCGUUAAUUAUGAUUGGUUAAUGGUUGCCUUAAAUACCAUCGACCAAUCAUAACUAACGCUGAACUAACGCCUGUCCACCAUUACGAUCCCAGAAAUCACUGCAUCCAAGGCUUGUACGUUUUCUUCCCACAGUUUCUGACGUGGGGAAUACUUCCUUCUCCAACUCUUCAUUCCAGCCUUUGUCCUUGGUACCUGUCCAUGUGACUUUGUGUUAGGUCAAUUCAUCAUCAAGACACUUCAGUCAUUUUUCACUGUUCAUAGAUCCCGAGUCAAUGAAGCAGUUUCUGAUAUGAAGAUAAGUUUUGAAUGUUGUUAUUCACAACGUUUAUGUUCAUGGAUACUCAUUUUUUUCAGUUGCAGUAAGCGAUCAUGAGAGAGCAGAAUACGGUAGGGUAAUUAUAAUAUUCUUGAUAUGAGUAUUUUGUAAAUGUGAGAUAAUAUAAAAGUGCGAUCUUUUUCUUCUUGUAUGUAAUGUGUAAAACUUCAGUAAAAUAAGAUUUUUAUUUUUUCCGUCAUUUUAUUUUGCAGAAGAUGUUGAGAUGCAGCACUUUCAGGACCUUGGCGACUUGGUGCCGUUAUUUGUGAGUGUACUUACGGUUUAAAUUGUAUCGGCUAUGUUAAUUGAUGACUUAAAAACAAAUAUAGGAAGAAUCACGCUUAACUUAAACUAUAAAAAAUGAUAUAACUAAAUACUGGAAGAUAUUAUCUUUUCAGUAACCUACAUUAAUUUUAAAAUUAUGUGACUACAAGCCUUUAAAAACCUUCAAAUCCUUGAACUAUUGUUUAAGCCAUAUUCGUUUGGCAUAUGUGUUUUAUUGUUAGGGCGAUAUCUUCACUUAGGUUUAAACGACUAUGUUAGGGCACAUAGGGCCUGUUUACAUGGAGGUGGAGGAUGGUCACCCUACCUAUCAUGUAAAUCUGAUCAAAUUACCGUUAAAAUGAGAGAUUAUAUGGAGAGGCAGGUCACUCCACCUAAAUAGGUUACCUCACCUACCUGGGGUCCCCCACUUCCAUGUAAACAGGCGCUAAGACAUGAUUUUGUGUUUGCAUAUUGUAAGUGUGAAUUUCAUUUUGUUUUUAAAAAACUGUCACCCUAGUCUGCUGGAAACGUUUUUCGCUUGUUUCCGCUAAUUAACAACAACCAAAUUGUUGUGUUCAAAAAGACGGAACUCUUCAUUACUUGAUUAACCUCUUACUAUGGCCUCAGGUAUCGAUACCGCUUUACCGGUUUUACUGAUUGAAGAUUGGUUGUACUAUUUUCCAUUGAAAUUGAUUUCAUGUUCGUUUUUCAUCAUUUUAAAGGGUCCACCAGUUGAAAGCAUGAAUGUGAUGGCCAUGGAAAAGCUGCCAAUCAACAAUAAUGGCGGACAGGGCUAUGGCUUCAUUCUGUAUCAGACAACACUUAAACGUCUCCCCAAGCAAAUAACAAUCCAGCAUGUCUAUGACAGAGCACAGGUACUAAGCACUCAUGCACUACAGGGUUCUAUCUGAGAUUUAUCGUUUGGGGGAGAAGUCCUGCCUUCUGCCACGAGCUUCCUAGUGGGGUACCCGGAAAUUUUCGUAAAUGAAUAUGAGCUGAGAUGCAAUCUGGUGCAUUUUGAGACACAAUUUUGAGAAAUGUAAUAGUGGUAUUUCAUUUAAUUUUUUAGUCGUGAUCACGUUAUGACAAUGUUACAAUACUCUAUGUUCCUUGUCAUAUAGUGUCCUUAGACAGGGAUACUUACUACUUCUUGUGCACUGACCUCGUCGCGUCUAGAUGAUUUUUCCAAUAUAGUUACUUAAAUACUGUAAUGAUAACAAUAUUUUGGGGGGGAUAGAACCCUGCCCUAUAGCUGGUAUUUGAUUCGCCGCUGCCUUCGAGAAUGACACCUGUCUCUCUUCCACUUCUUGACAACAACUUCUUGAUCUAUUUGAAAUUAAAGCGUAGGAGGAGUGGCUCCAGAAUGAAGGUUUAAUGUGGUCAAGGUCUUCGAUUCAAAUGUCUGCUGCCUUUGGGAGGUGGCUACGUUCAAGAAUGAAAUUGCUAAUACACAGUUAAUGGUCUGAAAUACUUUGUACCCUUGUAAAACAAUAACGCGUUUUUACACGUGAGAAUUUAUAUGGGUGCGAUCUUUUGGGAAUGAGCCGGCUCAAGAUUUAUGAUCCAAAGAUCACAUUCUUUUGAACUAACCUUUCAAAAAUCUGCUUCAGGUAUUUCUUGAUUUCAAACUUAUUCAUACAAUUGAUGCAAUGGAUAAGGAGAAACAAUACAUUGAUGAGAAGGAACUUUGGGAAGUGGUAAUUAAAGUCGCGGAUAUGGAGGUAAGAUCUGGAGGUUAGGUCAAAACAAUUUAGAAACCCGUCAAACUGGUUAAAAACUUGUUGAAAGACCGAAGCCAAUAGAACGUGACGUCACCCUAUCUUGACGUCACCCUUUAUCCGUUUUAGAUUCCAGUGACCCUCUAUGGCAAAGGAGGAAACCUUUAUCGGGCGUCGAUUUACGCAUGCAGUUUUUAACCUUUCAGUUGGCAGAACCGGUUUGCGCGAUGACAACCGUGGGCUCAGAAAUUUCCAGCGUAAAGUCUCAACAGCGCAUGCGCAUUCCACAUUUAACGAAACUGAUUUUGAAAACCAGUAAGUUUCGACCAGAAGUGUGGUCGGUGACUAAACGAAAGAGCGCGUCGGGGGACGGCAGAGGUCUCUCUCCUUCCUCCCUUUUUUCUCUUGCCAUGAGAGACCUCUGCUAGCAGAAAAAGCUUUUGACAUUAUCAUUGUUACGGUAUGCCUCUUCACAUUGAGAUUCCUCCUCAGAAAGGUUUAUUUGGUCCUUCAGCGUGCAAAAGUCACGUCCGAUUUGUGGAUUUUGUUCGAAAAACUGGGGCAAAUUUUUGGGGGAAUUCAAAUUAAAGAAGGAUUGUAAUCAAUCCUGCCAAUCAAAAAGGGUUUUGGGCUAGUUGAAAUGACUUGUGGGCUAGUACAUGCUAGCUACCACUUGCCCGAAUGGCAAGCUGUAAAACUGACUUUCUUUGUACCCUGUCCUUUCAAGUCACUUCUUGGUGCUAAGAUGGCAAAUCUAAAUGCAGAAUAGACGUUAUUCACAAUACCCGCCUUCCUUGUAUGUGCUUAAAGACUAAUGGGAUAAGAGCGAUGUACCGUAGUUUUUCACGAGCGCAAACAAGUUUGACUUUGUGUUUUCUAGACUUAAGAAAACGAGCAUUUUUUUUUAUCUUAGAGACAAUAAUAGCAAAUUAUGGGUGGAAGUGAUCAUAGUUACUUUUCUGCAUGCAGUAGGGACCGUAGAUGACCUCAGAGCAAGUGUAAACGACGUUAAACCUGUCGAAACUCGAAGCGUGCAAUUUGCAUGACUAAAAUCGCCGUCUCCUUUUGAGAUUAUAAAUAAACUCGACAACGAUUACUUGUGCUGGCAAAUUUUAUUGCGUGUUUUCUCCCUGAAAUACCACGUGUCCCAUCAAUCCUAAAGCGCGUGAAAAGAUGGCGAGUAUCGUGAAUAAGGUCUGUUAAACAAAGAAAUUAGCGAGCGAAAUAAAUAAACGCAAGAAGUUCGUAAAGAGUGAAAGAUUCCAGAGUGGUUAUUUGUCUGGUUUGUUCAUCUAUUCCUUACUCUCCGCUUUGCAUAUUCCGUACGGGCUCACCUGUUCAGUAAACAGAUCCCACAGCACCCUACUAUGCUACUUUAGCUUGACCUUGGAAUGUUUGUUAAUUCCGCUUGUAGGCCCCUUCAGAAUUACAACUUGAUAUUCUUGUUGAAAACAUGGGACGUGUCAACUAUUUACCGGAUAUCAACCGACAGCGUAAAGGUAGCCAGGAUGGUUUCUAAUAUACUAUGACUAAGACCAAAGAUUGAUUAACAUGCGCGAACUUCGUAAAUAUUUUACCAGUAAUUUGGGGGUGUACGUAUUGAGACAGCUAACAUCAAUAUGUCCUUUGUGACCAAGACUAGGUUUGUCCACAGUAUGCCAGCGUAAUGAGCGUAAUAGCGAGGCAAAAAGAAUCGCGCAUUAUGCUUGAGUAGUAAUAGUGCAACGAUUCUUUGACUGUUUUUGUUUUUUAAGAACCUUGCCAAAACCAUAGAAUUUCCAUAUGGGACACCAGGCCGUGGAUCACAUUUUAAGACCACGCCUGGUUACAAAUUAGCAAAAAUGUGGCUCUUAGCGGUUCCAGUGCUUGAACAUUGUCAUGAGCUGUCUCAAUCGGCGAGGAAAAAAUCAUGCAAAAAGAGCAGUUUAAUGUUAAUUGUAAUGAAGCAUAUUAGUAAUGCUAUUUGAGCAUAAGAGUAGUUCCAUUCAGUGCCGUUAUAUGUAAAAUUAUUGUAUUACGUGCCAUACAGGUAUACUCGGUGAUGUUUUGAUUGACGGGCAAAAACAAAGCAAUUGGAGGAUUUUUCCGAUGGACUUCAAGGAGAACUUCUUCAAGAAGUAAGUAUGAUUGAAACAGCCCUUCUUUACAGCUACAGUCGUGCAAAGGCAUACAAAGAUAUGACAUUUUGUAGUAUUUGCUGUGAAAGGACGAACGUAAACAGACAUUUGCUACCGCUUUUAGGCAAAAAAGCAGUUACUACAGAGAUUUAAAAUCGCGUUUACCGCAAACGGCAAUUUGUACCAUUUUACUAAAGAAGUUUUCCUGUUACUUGCCCUGUACUGUUCAUUUGAUCUAAACAAAAAUUAGUAUCAGUAGCUUCAUCUUCAAAUCGUUUGAUGUAGUUUUCAUCUGUUCAUUCCUAAUUUAAGAAACUGCCAAAAACUUGAAUCUGACGUUUGUCGUUUGACGUAAAAAAAAUCUCUAUUUUUACAGGCCAGAGUGCGAUGCAUAUGGAUUUGCACUCGUAAAACUCCUGUCAACAAUAGCGCCUUGCCACAGGAUUCAGCAAUAAACUAAUGCUUACUUCUAUCUUGAUUGAAGGUUGAAUGAACAAGUGGAGUGGAAGAAAGUGAAGGAAGGUAGUUUACCGUCUAUUCCAUCACUUUUUCGAGGAAUAUUAGGGAUCACAGAUAAGCCAAAGGACAGUUUUCUGUACAUGAAAGGUUGGACCAAAGGCGUGGUAUUCAUUAAUGGACAUAAUUUAGGAAGGUAUUGGAAUCUGGGGCCACAGGAGACGCUGUAUCUUCCUGCUCCAUGGCUACGCAAAGGAGAAAACGAGGUACGUCAAUACCGUAGUUGGUAGGAAGACCAGUUAAUCGACUACUUGGUAGUCCAUAUUUGCGCUAAUCUCCAAAACGGAUUGGAACACUUUAGUAAUAGUAUUGACCGUUGUUCAGUCAUAUUUUUUUAUUCUCGCGGACAGACAUCACUCUUAGACCCCUUUUAUACGGAGAAUAGUUGUCCCGGGAAAGAGGGUCAACCUCCCAGCCAAGUCCAAUUUAGCGAGCGUUUAUAGAAAAAAAGUUGAGCAUUUGCCUGAUCUAAAAGCGCUCGCGCGUGCUCUGGUUGUCUCGCCUCGGCCAAGUUGACCUGGUUGAGUGAGCCAAAGUGUUUAUUUGGAAAACAUUUGGAACGACUAGUAGGGUGAACCAACAUUAAAAAAGGGUGACCCACUCCUUAUAACCGAGGCAACAUUUUGUUUCUCAUGUGAACGGUUUGCCACGUUUUUUAAGGAAAAGUAGGAAAGGUUGGCUCGCCCAGGGUAGCUCAGUUAGGCGAGUGACCCUACUACCCGGGACAAGUCGGGGCCUAAGAGAGACAGUCCCUGCAUUUUGAUUUUGGUUGAAGCGAAAGUUGCAGGGAACUACUUACAGAUACGUUUUAAGAGAGGAAGCUGUCUUGGUUUACAGGGCUCGUAAUAACUGCCAGUCGAAGGACAAUGUCCGACCUGAAUGGCGACUUGACCGGCUAGAAACCGUUGACCGGUCACGCACACUCUUAUUCUUGAACAAACAGCCAAAUCCUCACCUGUAAAUCUUAGAUUAUGUCUCUAGUAAAAAUACAUUCACGAGAAAAGGAUAAGUUAAUACGUUGAUAGGUUUUGACCGUUCAGAAAGAGUCUUUAAAGAGCAAUGCCAAAAACUUUUUUGGCCAGUCAUCGUGUCCUGCCAGCUUCCGAAAAUUAUUUUCCCCGAGAGCUGGUUUACCUAGUCUACUACACACCCGUUGCGUGACGACACUGAAAACGGCUGUGUAGCAGACUAUGGUUUACCACGAGACAACACAUUAUGUCAUACCAAGCUUUGGAGUGGAGGUGUUUAAAUGAAUCUCGUUAUUCUCUUUUUCAGCUGUUAAUCUUUGAACUAGAAAAGUGUGAAGCUCCAGAUGUGUCGUUUCUCAAGGAGCCAAAGAUAAUCGGAGAACCUGUUUAUAGAUGGUAGAACCGUUAUCUCUUGCAUAUUAGACAAAGCAUUCAACAAACUUGGCUAAAUUUUCUCUCCGGACCAGAAGACAUUGGAAAUAAGUAUUUGCUUAUUCUAAAUUCUCUCGUCCCAUUUUUGCACUUAGCCCAAGAAUGGUCGGAUGCGUGUCUUAUCGAGAGGCUCUCAAAUUGAGAAAGUUUGGUAUUCUUCCCAAAUAAAAAAAAAGCUGUCAAUUCCUAUCAAAUCUUUUGAAAACUUUUUCUGCUUUUAAAGGGACAAAUUUGUCUUUAAAUCUUUGUUUUUAACAGCUUACGUGGGGAAACUUUUCUUGUUUGUUUGUUUGUUCUUUUAAUAACACUGUGGUUUGUAUGGUCAGUUUGUACUUCAUUUAAUGGUUUCUUUCGCGUCCGGCUGACUAACAAGUCGGUAUUACAAAACUACGGGCCAGUAAUGGUUCUGACACCUUAGUCAUUCAAUGUAUUAUAAAGGAGCAUAUUUAGAGUAAGCCUAGGCUGCACUUUAUCCACUCGUACCACAUUAACGUCUGGCCCUCCUUGACACCCAAGGCCAGUUAUAAUUUGAAACUAGAGAAACAUGUUAGGCUGAUUUAGUAACAGAACGGGAACGUCAUUUGACGACGGAGAAGCGCGCGCAAAGAACUUAGCUCGACUUCCAGUGGCCAAUUUACCGCUCUGCCAUUGAUCAACACCGCGGCAAAACAUCUACGCAUGUGCUACGUUGAGCAUUUCCGGUCUCUUUUGCAGUCUCACUUUCGAGUCAGAUCAAAAUCCCCCCCGCGCGCUCGGCUUCAUUUGUGUAAUUCCAUUGAUCAAGCCAGUUGUUUGAUUUACGCAUGAAGUCGUCAACUAACGUUCUCGUUCUGUUGCUAAAUCAGCCUGUUAUGGCCGCCUGUUAUAACGCUCGAGCAGAUAAAAUUGGCUUGGGAAAUACAUAGGAGCGUGGAUGGUUCACAAACUCGUGUAGAUACUGUCAUGAUAGUAUUGAGCCUGACAUGGCAUGAAACCUUUUCGUUUUACAUUCUCCCCGCUGGGGGCUUUUCAACAUACAACACUGCAAACAAACUUUAUGUGCUCUGGACUGAAAGUCAGUGCAAGAGCCGGGUGCUUAGCACUUGGGCUCCGCAUCCAGUGCUUUGCGUAAUAUAUAGCUAGAUAUGCUUUUCAAUUAUUUCUUGUCCACGGGGGGAAUCAACAGAAGUUCGUUUGUAAUUGUAGCAGAAGAUAGUAAUAAACAAUGUUACACUUG